Messenger RNA from Auanema sp. JU1783, 1332 nucleotides. Lineage: Eukaryota; Metazoa; Nematoda; Chromadorea; Rhabditida; Rhabditidae. The record is from the annotation of a GenBank genome assembly.
AUGCAUUUCCUUCUAGUCAUAGUCGUUUUAUCCGAUAUGCUCCGUGUAUGUGACAACCACGUGGAAAAUCAAACGUCAAUUUCAUUUUUUAUUUUACUCGAAUCGCAUGCGGUUGUGAUGAGUGUGACUGAUGAUGAUGAUUUAAUCCAAAUGGGAACGACGGUGUCUUCCUCAAAGGCAAAUUAUGCGGUUCUUGAGCUGUUAGGAAAAGGAGGUUUCGGCGCUGUUUACAGAGUAUGUUGUCAACACGAUGAUAAGAAAUGUUUCGCAAUGAAAGUUGAGAAAAAGUUGGAAAGUCGAGAACACUCAAAAUUAAGAAUGGAGAUCGCGAUACUAAAAUUGGUCUGCGGGGAACGGGAACACUCACAUUUCACAGAGAUAAUUGAUCGUGGGAAGAAGGAAACCUUUUUCUUCCUGGUUAUGGAGUUAGUUGGGAAGAGCUUGGCUGACCUGAAAGUACUACAAUCCGGAAAGGUUUUCACACCUUCAACAGCUUUUGGAGUUGCUAUUCAAUGUUUGGAAGCAGUUCAGGAUAUUCAUAAACACGGGUUUAUACACCGUGAUCUCAAGCCAGCCAAUUAUGCUUGUGGAUUAAAUCAGCGGAGGAGAAUCGGAACUGUACGGUUCGCAUCAUUAGCAUGCCAUCGGAAUCAAGAGUUAGGCUUCAAGGAUGAUUGUGAAUCCUGGUUCUAUCUGUUGUUAGAUAUUCUUGUUCCUGAAGGACUACCUUGGAAGAAGUAUGUGGAUCGUCAUGAUGUUUUGCGUUGCAAAGACGAGUGCCGCAAAGACAAACGAUCGAUGCUCUUCCAAAAAAAUCCUGCAAUGAAGGAACUAAGUGAACUACUCGAUUACAUUGACAGCUUAAAAUAUCACAAUACUUCCAUCAAUUACCAUUUUAUGUACGAAAUAUUGAAGACGAGCGCCCUCAUCUGUGGAGGAGAUGUAAAGAACUUGUAUGAUUGGGAGAUCCCGCUAAUGGAAGAUUUAGAACCAUUCAAUUGCUACAUUUGCAGUCAACCCUAUGAUCAUCUAUUGCAUAAACCAGUGAAAGGGAUAUGUGGUCAUACAAUAUGUGAACAAUGCCGCAAAUCUGUCGUUGUGCAGUCAAACAGCAAGUGUCCAUUCUGCAAGCUCGAUUUGGCGUUCUUGGACAAAGUAGGCAAUUGGCAAUUGGUUGAUGAAUUGAAUGAACUUGUGUCGAAUAAGACUGCUCUCCUCCAAGAUAUACGAAACGUACGUCGUGAUUACGUGAGCUGUGAGCGAGUAAUCCAAGAUUUGGCAAAAAGUUUGAAAGAUACACGUGCAAGACAAACCGAACAAAUCAGAACAUGA